This is a messenger RNA of Lachancea dasiensis, 462 nucleotides long. NCBI's taxonomy places the organism in Eukaryota, Fungi, Ascomycota, Saccharomycetes, Saccharomycetales, Saccharomycetaceae. The record is from the annotation of a GenBank genome assembly.
AUGGGUAAGAAGAAUACCAAGGGUGGUAAAAAAGGUAGAAGAGGUAAGAACGAUACCGAUGGUCCUAAGCGUGAGCUUAUAUACAAGGACGAGGGCCAAGAGUACGCUCAAAUCACGAAGAUGUUGGGUAACGGUAGAGUAGAGGCCUCAUGCUUCGAUGGUGAAAAGAGGAUGGCACAUAUCAGAGGUAAGCUUAGAAAGAGAGUGUGGAUGGGUCAAGGUGACAUCAUUUUAGUGUCGCUCAGGGAUUUCCAGGACGAUCAAUGCGAUGUUGUUCACAAGUACAAUUUGGACGAAGCUCGUACUUUGAAAAACCAGGGAGAGUUGCCAGAAAACGCCAAAAUCAAUGAAACUGACAACUUUGGUUUCGAGUCCGAUGAGGACGUCAACUUUGAGUUUGGAAAUGCCGAUGACGACGACGAUGAAGAAGACGAGGAUGAUCUUGAUAUUGAUGACAUCUAA